Messenger RNA from Adineta steineri, 717 nucleotides. Lineage: Eukaryota; Metazoa; Rotifera; Eurotatoria; Adinetida; Adinetidae. The record is from the annotation of a GenBank genome assembly.
AUGGAUCCGAACGAUAAACUUUAUUCUGUUGGUGGUAUUGGUUUUCAAAAAGAAUUUCGUGAUCCACGUGUUGAACUUGGUGAAAUUGAACGCACAAUAUUAAAUGCAUCAUCAAGUGUAACCAAUUGUGUUGUCAUUAAAUAUCAACAACAACCAGGAGGUCAAGAACAUUUAAUUACAUACGUUCAAUCGUCGUCGUCAUCGUCCUCACCAGACGAAGGAAUGAUUACCAUAAAAGAAUUGAAACAUAUUUGCCAACAAUAUUUAUCAUUAUAUAUGAUGCCUAUAUGGUUUGUUAUUCUGGAACAAUUACCAUUGGAUACAAACGGAAAAGUUGACCAUAAACAAUUGCCAACACCUGAUUUGUCACAAUUAACACAGCAACAUGAUGACAAUACUAAUGAACCAAAGGAGCAAAUACAUACUGAAAUACAUACAUUUUGGAAUCGACUUUUAUCUAUUGAUAAACUGUCAAUGAAAUCAAAUUUCUUUUCAAUUGGUGGCAAUUCAUUACUGUUAGUAAAAUUGUACAAUUAUUAUUUAUCAAGAUUUUCACUUAAUCAACAAAUUAUCAAUCUUGCAAUGUUAUAUAAACAACCAACUAUUAUCGAACAUAUUCAAUUAGUAAAAAAUGCUUUGUUAACAUCGACCACUGAUACUUUCCCAUCGAAGAAAAAAAAAUGGAAGCCAUUAAACAUUAUGCAUAGUAAGUUGUAA